Molecule: messenger RNA, 2839 nt
Organism: Pelodiscus sinensis (Chinese soft-shelled turtle)
Lineage: Eukaryota; Metazoa; Chordata; Testudines; Trionychidae
Source: RefSeq, a predicted model, not a curated record
AGACUUAUUGGACACCGCACUCCUUGGGAAGUUUGUUCUUCUCUGGGAUCCCUUGUCGUUCUAUUGCUCUUUGUUUCUGCAGAAACAAGUCACCAGGCGCUCCAGAACAUGCCCAGAGUACUGCGGGAUGUGGAAGCCUUGAAACAGGAGGCCACUUUCCUAAAGGAACAAAUGAUUCUUGUCAAGGAGGAUAUUAAAAAAUUUGAAGAGGACACAGCUCAGUCAAUGAAGGUCCUGGUGGAGCUUGACCAAGUGAAAUCCAGAAUGCAGCUGGCUGCAGAGUCCCUCCAGGAAGCAGACAAGUGGAGCACCCUGAGUGCAGAUAUUGAGGAAACAUUUAAAACACAAGAUGUGUCUGUGAUCUCUGCCAAGUUAACUGGCAUGCAGAACAGCCUGGCGAUGCUUGUGGACACUCCAGACUACUCUGAGAAGUGCGUGCACCUAGAGGCUCUGAAGAACCGGCUAGAGGCCAUGGCCAGCCCUCAGAUUGUGGCCACUUUCAAUGCUCAGUCUGUAGAUCAGGCAAAAGUGUUUGUGAAAGUCUUCACUGAAAUUGAUCGGAUGCCCCAACUCCUGGCUUAUUAUUACAAAUGUCACAAGGUGCAGCUCGUGGCAGCCUGGCAGGAUCUGUGCCAAAGUGACUUAAGUUUAAAUCGGCAGCUGACUGAACUGUAUGAUACUCUGCUUGGAACAUGGCACUCACAACUCCAGUGGGUCACGCAGGUAUUUAAGAACCCCCAUGAAAUUGUGACUGUGCUGCUGAUCCAAGCACUAGGAGCCUUGGUGCCAUCGAUUCCAGUUUGCCUCAGCACUGCAAUGGAGAGAGCCAGCCAGGAAUCCAAGCUACAUAAGCUGCUGGAGCUGUAUGACACCACAGCCCACUUUGCAAGAAGCUUGGAAGUAGCAAUGCUGUCUAACUUAAAAGAGCAUAACCUGGUGAAAGUGAUGGAACUGGUAGAAGUCGUGCAUGGUCCUUAUAAGCCCUACCAGCUCCGGUACGGAGACCUGGAAGAAGAAAAUCUCCUCAUCCAGAUCAGCGCAGUGCCUCUGGAGCAUUGGGAAGUAAUUGACUGUGUCCAGGAACUGAACCACUCGGUGAACAAACUCUUCAGUCUGGCUUCUGGAGCCAUCGACAACUGCAUUAAACUCACCGAUGGGCUGGGUGUUUGUGGGCUUCUCAAGGCACUGAAAGCUCUGUUCAAAAAGUAUGUGUCUGACUUCACUACUACUGUGCAGUCCAUAAGAAAGAAGUGCAAACUGGAUGAUAUCCCCUCAGACUCCCUCUUCCAGGAAGACUGGACUGCAUUUCAAAACUCUAUCCGGAUAAUAGCUACUUGUGGUGAGCUCCUUCGGCAGUGUGGGGACUUUGAGCAGCAGCUAGCAAACAGGAUUUUAUCCAGCGCUGGGAAGUAUCUGUUGGACUCCUACAGCCCUUGUAGUCUGUCUGGCUUUCAGGAUGCCCCCUCUGCAGAGAAGAAGAGCUCAGUUAAGAACCCCUGGCAGGAAUUCAAUUACCUCCUUAAGGAGACGCCGUCCGAAACACUCCACACCCUGAAGGAGAAAGGGACGAGUAACCACAACCUGCUGUCUGCAUCUCGAGCUGCCCUCACCCACCUCAACCAGCUAGCACACCAGUUGGCAUUUGACUCUGUUUUCCUUCGCAUCAAGCAGCAGCUCUUACUGAUUUCCAAGAUGGAGGGCUGGAGCUCAGGCGGCAUUGGGGAGACGCUGACAGAGGACCUGCCGAACUUCAGUCUGACUCCUCUUGAAUACAUCAGCAACAUUGGACAGUAUAUCAUGUCCCUCCCACUUCACCUCGAGCCAUUUGUUACGCAGGAAGACUCUGCUUUGGAACUGGCAUUACAUGCUGGAAAACUGCCCUACCCUCCAGAGCAAGGUGACGAGUUACCUGAGCUGGACAACAUGGCUGACUACUGGCUAGGCUCCAUCGCCAGAGCUACAAUGCAGACCUACUGUGAAGUUAUCCUGCAGAUCCCGGAGCUCACCCUUCACUCAGCGAAGCAGCUUGCCACGGACAUUGAUUAUCUGAUCAAUGUGAUGGAUGCCCUCGGCCUUCAGCCUUCUAAGACACUACAGAACAUUGUCACUCUAUUGAAGACCAAACCAGAAGACUACAGGCAAAUAGCCAAGAGCUUGCCCCGCAGGUUAGCAAGCACCAUCGCCACCAUGAGAAGUCUGGACUAUUAACUCCAAGCCCAGAAAAACAUCGCUGAUGAGCUGUUGUCUGACAGCUGAAUUUCCUCCCUUGAAUUUUUUCUCCAAUGAACUCUCCAAGGGUGGGGGAAAGAGGAAUUUAUUUGAAUCUCAUUUAAUACAUUUCUUCAUUUGGAAACGUCAGGAGAGCUCUGCGGGUGCUUUGAACUAUGAAAUGGAAAGGAAAAAUGUCUUAAUCACCGCACUUCCCUGUGAUGAGGUAGAGUUGUCUUGUGACGAGUUCUGAUGCUGCCUGGAGUGACCAUGCCGCGUGACAGUAAGAUGACUGGCUUUUGUAGUGCAGUCCAAUCAAUGCUGGCUGAAAUUACAGGGUAUGUGCAGUGUGGAUCAGCUGAAAUGAGGACUCUGCUACCCGCAGGCAAGGCCCAUUGCUCAAGUCUUUCAUUAUCCACAAUCUCAUGAAGGUAGCAUGUGGGCAAUUAGCAGAAAAGGCAGGACCAAGCUAAGCCCUGGUGACAAAACCAGUUGAGUAGGUUGUUUCUCAGGAGAUUAAUGUUUUUUUCCUUCUGAAGCCAUGUGAAUUCUUUCCAAGGAAUUGGAUGUAGCCGUGUCAUAGUCUUCUUGUGAAAUGAAUAAAGGGGUGAUGUGUGGGUCUUUGCGAAAA